AUGGCCGCGAAAUCAAGGUCAACUAUCCGGUCAAGAUCUGCUGGCACGAAAGGUGGUAAAUUGGUACAGUCUCGGUUGCAUAUAGGUCCCCAGAAGACGUCGCUAAUCAAAUGCUGUCAAUGCGAGAUGACUUACUCGCCGUCUGCUCUUAAUGACGCUUCAGCUCACAGGGUAUACCAUGAUAUGCAUCUCAAGGGCCGUAAGUGGUCAAGCAGUUGGGGUACCGACGUAACGUCUCAUCAGGAAACGGUAAUGCUGACGCCUCCAUCAUCAUCCAAGAGUGACAGUAGGUUUGGCCAAAAUGAGAGGAUAGUCAUGAUACGAGCGGCGUCAGCACCGGAAGUGAAGGCUACAAUGGAGAUUAUGAACAUAGUUAAUGAUGAAUUGAACGCACCACACGAUGAGAAUGAGUUUUGGAGCUUACCUGGAGGGCAAGGGAAGGCUUUUCUGUACGUAAAGGAUAACAGAGCUGUGGGAGUAGUUACUGUGGAAGUGCUUGGGCCUAGUAGAGGAAGAUGGAUGGUGUACGAAAGCAAAAGCAUCAUAGAACAUGUCAGACCAACGUUUUUGCUUGGCAUUUCGAGGAUAUGGGUCUGCAGGACGGAAAGGCAUAAAAAUAUUGCCACAAGGCUAGUGGAAGCCGCUAGAGAGAAUACCAUAUAUGGCAGGAGCAUCGACAAACGGCAGAUCGCGUGGAGCCAGCCCACUGACAGCGGGGGGAAGUUAGCAUUCAGAUAUAACGGCACAAGACACAAGUCAGGAAAGAUACUGAUUCCAUGCUACAUAUGA
This is a messenger RNA of Torulaspora globosa, 789 nucleotides long. RefSeq names its product Eco1p (gene ECO1). Gene Ontology annotation, molecular function: protein-lysine-acetyltransferase activity. The record is from RefSeq and is a predicted model, not a curated record. NCBI's taxonomy places the organism in Eukaryota, Fungi, Ascomycota, Saccharomycetes, Saccharomycetales, Saccharomycetaceae. The transcript has a single exon. Gene Ontology annotation, biological process: mitotic sister chromatid cohesion. Gene Ontology annotation, cellular component: chromatin; nucleus. Bases 1 to 789 code for a protein of 262 amino acids.